AAGCUUCCAAUUUUCAGCAUCACAAACUGACACACCACACCUCCUUCGCCAAUGGCUUCCAUGUCAUUCUCUUCAAUUUUCUCGCCACCGCUGCAGAGUGUAGCUCUCACUAAACUGCACCUCAUCACCAAUUCCGCGCUUCCGUUUAUCGAUUCGUCCAAUCGCUCGACUCUCACCUCUUCCAAAUCAACGUUUUUCCGAGAUGGCUUCCCCGUUUUAUCCCAAUUUCUAUCUAGGUUUUCAAUUAAGUCUCGAUCCUUUGCCUCUAUUUCCGCCAGAGCUGCUACGGAGAAGACAAUUCAUGAUUUCACCGUUAAGGAUAUUGAUGGGAAGGACGUUGCGCUCAGCAAAUUCAAAGGAAGUAUACUCUUAAUAGUAAAUGUUGCUUCACAAUGUGGUUUGACCUCAUCAAAUUACACCGAGCUUUCUCAAAUAUACGAAAAGUACAAAUCUCAAGGACUCGAAAUUCUGGCCUUCCCUUGUAAUCAAUUUGGCGGCCAAGAGCCAGGAUCGAAUAGAGAUAUUAAGAAUUUCGCUUGUACACGGUACAAAGCAGAAUUCCCAAUUUUUGAUAAGGUUGAUGUUAAUGGACCGAAUACCGCUCCUGUUUAUCAAUUUCUGAAGUCGAACGCUGGAGGAUUUCUAGGUGAUUUGGUUAAAUGGAAUUUCGAGAAGUUCCUGGUGAACAAAGAUGGUAAAGUAGUCGAAAGAUAUCCACCUACAACCUCCCCACUGCAGAUAGAGAAGGACAUCAAGAAGCUUCUUGCAGCAUGAGUUCCACGUAUGCAUACAUCACGUGCUCAUGCUCACCUGUUACCGUGUAUUUUCUCUAACUCGAUGCUCUCUACCUUCUCUUAGUACAGUUCGAUGAAAUAAAUCCUUCGUCUUGUGUAUAUAUAUAUCUUGUUUAUCGGAUUAUGGAACAUGACGCUUUGGCAAAGUUACCGAUACUGAUCCCAUGUAGAGAAAACCUAUCAUUCCCAUGGAUACUUAACACUUUGCUAUUUCUGGACUUAUUGUCUAGUGAAGUCGUUGUUUAUUUGUGA
This is a messenger RNA of Salvia hispanica, 1046 nucleotides long. RefSeq names its product putative phospholipid hydroperoxide glutathione peroxidase. The record is from RefSeq and is a predicted model, not a curated record. Lineage: Eukaryota; Viridiplantae; Streptophyta; Magnoliopsida; Lamiales; Lamiaceae. Gene Ontology annotation, biological process: response to oxidative stress. Gene Ontology annotation, molecular function: peroxidase activity.